Molecule: messenger RNA, 573 nt
Organism: Effrenium voratum
Lineage: Eukaryota; Dinophyceae; Suessiales; Symbiodiniaceae
Source: the annotation of a GenBank genome assembly
GAAACGCUCUAGAUGCGCUUGGCUGUGGCAUGGCUGCUUGCAAGCAAGACCUGCCUUGCGGUGCAAACAGGCUCCUUCCUGGAGCUGCAGAGCCUUUGGACAAAACCGGCGUGGAGCCAGCAGGAUGGCGGCACCGUUUGCGCGCCCGUGGGCCUGGCGGACCUCUUGCGGCUCCAGGCGCUAGUCGGGGAGGUGGCGCAGCUGCUGCGGCUGGCCAAAGCGCGGUGGCUGCUGAGCCACGGCUCGCUGCUGGGCGCCUGGCUGCACCACGGCCCUGUGCCCUGGGACGAGGAGGCCGACAUCCUGCUCUUCGCCGAGGACUUCCAGCGGCUGCUGGCGGUUUUGGGCGCGGAAGAUUGGCUCGCCCAGUCCCGGCGGGUGUCGACGCCGGGAAGCAGCUUCCAAAUCUACGAGGGCACGCCAGUGGGUGCCCUCCGUUACGACGUGCACGAGCACAGGGACCAGGUGGGGCUCUGGUUGGCUACGGCAGUGACCUUCCGGUUGCACAGCGGCGCGCGGGACGACCCGGUGCAGCUGGACGCAUUCUUGGCCAAGGCCAACGGCAGUGGCUGG